AUGUCUGGAUGUGCUAAAUCGCCGAAAAAUGAUCAGCAUUCGGUCAAGUAUUGGCGAAUUCAAGACGGAGGGAUAUCUUUAAAGGCUGAUAUUUCUCGUGUAGAUUGUUCGCCGUCUCUUUCCGAUAAUGAGACUAAGCAAUCCUGUAGAAAUUCCCAACUGAAGUCCCCUGAGAUUCUGACAACACCUCAGCUCAUUUCUGCAAUUCGUCAGUUAUGGGAUUCCGCUAGUCAGCCACUUUCUGUUUUACUCUGGAAGGAAAAUCUGAACCGAGAUGAUGGCAAAGGAUUCACAAAAGAUAAAAUUCUCAGUUGCAUUAAUGAGAAAAGAAAUGGCGUGGUCACUUCAAAUACAACUGAUUAUUAUUCUGUUAAUCCAGACGCUACAUGCUUCGGUUCACCAAUUUUGCAUGAAAAAUUGGAUUUCCCUAUGGUAACACAGAAGAUGUUGAUACUUAAAUCUUCUUAUGGAAGGCGAGAUUAUAUUCAUUCUUUAUUCCAGAGUGUUUUGCAGGCACGUGAUAAAAGUUCAAAUGGAUAUUGUAAUGAAAAGGAACUUGGGAGUAAAGAUACUGAGCCGGGGAAUCUGGAAACUAAUUCUUCGGUUGCCAGGGACUGCGUUUCAAUAGACAUGAGAACCACUUCGUUGGCUAAUGAAAGCGGUGUAUGCAAUCCUGAUGUACUAAUACAUGAAGCUUCAUCUUUAUCUGAUGAUGCAGUUCCAAUCACAAAAGAAGUUAACCCACUGUGUUCGGACUAUUUUCUUCAAGCUGUGCCGGAUAAUCAGAUGGAAGUUGGUGCUUGUCAGACCCUAUCUUCUAGUGUCUAUGCAGAUUAUCAUAUUAACAGCUCUUUAGCUAUCUCUAACGGUACUUCUGUGCAGUGCCAAUAUAAGAUUGACGAUAAUGAAUUAAUGGAAAUCCAAAGAAGACAUUUAUCAGAUAUAAAUGAUGAUGAACCUGAGGUUCAGAUCUUCUCUGCAAAUCAUAAGCAGGCUUUCCAUUCCCUAGCCAAGCAAGAACAUGCUUUUUCUGGGGCAAUGGCUGGAGUAUGUGUCAGCUGUUGUCUGCAUCCUGUUGACACAAUCAAGACAGUCAUUCAAUCAUGUCGUGCAGAGCAGAGGUCCAUCUUUUACAUUGGCAAAUCAAUUGUUUCUGAUAGAGGUUUUCCUGGACUAUAUCGUGGAAUUACUACAAACAUUGCCUGUUCAGCUCCAAUUUCUGCAGUUUAUACUUUCACUUAUGAAUCGGUUAAAGCAGCUUUGCUUCCUUAUCUGCCAAAGGAGUAUUAUUCUUUUGCCCAUUGUGUGGGAGGUGGUUGUGCAAGCAUUGCUACAUCUUUCAUCUUCACUCCUAGUGAGCGAAUAAAGCAGCAGAUGCAAAUUGGGUCUCAUUAUCGUAACUGCUGGGAUGCAUUAAUUGGAAUUAUCAGAAAUGGUGGUCUUUCCUCGCUAUAUGCAGGUUGGAAAGCUGUAUUGUGCCGAAAUAUCCCACAUUCAAUGAUCAAGUUUUACACAUAUGAAAGCCUGAAGCAAGUGAUGCCAUCUUCUAGUAUUCAAUCCCACACAUUUCAGACUUUAGUGUGUGGAGGAUUAGCUGGAUCUACUGCUGCUUUAUUCACAACUCCGUUUGAUGUCAUCAAGACAAGAUUACAGACACAGAUUCCGGGAUCAAGAAAUCAAUAUGAUAGCGUUUUUCAUGCCCUUUACAAAAUUAGCAAGACGGAAGGUUUGAAGGGCUUAUACAGGGGGUUAACACCGAGGUUGAUUAUGUACAUGUCUCAAGGAUCACUGUUCUUUGCUUCAUAUGAAUUUUUCAAAAGUGUAUUUUCUCUGGAAUCACCACUUCCCACUGGUUUAUAA
Molecule: messenger RNA, 1860 nt
Organism: Lathyrus sativus (Indian pea)
Lineage: Eukaryota; Viridiplantae; Streptophyta; Magnoliopsida; Fabales; Fabaceae
Source: the annotation of a GenBank genome assembly